Molecule: messenger RNA, 1938 nt
Organism: Sorex fumeus (smoky shrew)
Lineage: Eukaryota; Metazoa; Chordata; Mammalia; Eulipotyphla; Soricidae
Gene: TINAGL1
Product: tubulointerstitial nephritis antigen like 1
Exons: 12
Coding region: 133-1560 (475 amino acids)
Biological process (GO): proteolysis
Cellular component (GO): lysosome
Molecular function (GO): cysteine-type peptidase activity
Source: RefSeq, a predicted model, not a curated record
GGGCGGCGGGCGGGGCGCUACCGAAGGCGGCGGCCGGCCCGGCCCGCCCCGCUCGGCACCCGGAGAGCAGCGGGCGCCGAGCAGGGAGGCGCGGCAGAGCGGGCCCGGCCCACCGCCCUGGCAGAACGCAGCAUGUGGCGCUACCCGCUGGGGCCGCUGCUGCUGCUGCUUCUGCUGCUGCUGCUGCCCCCGCCCGGGGAGCUGGGCCGGACCUCGGGGCGGCGGCGGGGCCGGUGGCGCCGGGAGCUCGCGCCCGCCCUACACGCGCGGGGCAUCCGCGACGCCGGCGGCCGGUACUGCGAGGAGCAGGACCUAUGCUGCCGGGGACGCGCCGACAACUGCUCCAUGCCCUACCUGGGCGUCACCUGCUACUGUGACCUCUUCUGCAACCGUACCAUCUCCGACUGCUGCCCCGACUUCUGGGACUUCUGUCUCGGGGUGCCGCCCCCGCUGCCUCCCUACAAAGGAUGUUUGCAUGGGAGUCGCUUCUACCCGACCUUGGGGACAUACUGGGACAAUUGUAACCGUUGCACCUGCCUGGAGAAAGGACAGUGGGAGUGUGACCAGGAGCCAUGCCUGGUGGACCCAGACAUGAUCAACGCCAUCAACAAGGGCAACUACGGGUGGCGGGCCGGGAACCACAGUGCCUUCUGGGGCAUGACCCUGGAUGAGGGCAUUCGCUACCGCCUGGGCACCUUCCGCCCACCUUCGUCCGUUUCCAACAUGAAUGAAAUUCACAAGGUGCUGGGCCCGGGGGAGGCACUGCCCCGGAAAUUCGAGGCCUCUGAGAAGUGGCCCAACCUGAUCCACGAGCCUCUGGACCAGGGCAACUGUGCUGGCUCCUGGGCCUUCUCCACGGCAGCUGUGGCAUCCGAUCGGGUCUCAAUCCACUCUCUGGGCCACAUGACACCGGUGCUGUCGCCUCAGAACCUGCUGUCCUGCGACACCCACAACCAGCAGGGCUGCCGCGGGGGCCAUCUCGACGGGGCCUGGUGGUUCCUGCGACGUCGGGGGGUGGUGUCGGACCAUUGCUACCCGUUCUCAGGCCAGGAGUCCCAGGAGGCUGGACCUGCACCCCCUUGCAUGAUGCACAGCCGGGCCAUGGGCCGGGGCAAGCGCCAGGCCACUGCCCGCUGUCCCAAUAGCCACGUCCACGCCAAUGACAUCUACCAGGUCACUCCUGCCUACCGACUCGGCUCCAGUGAGACAGAAAUCAUGAAGGAGCUGAUCGAGAAUGGGCCUGUCCAAGCACUCAUGGAGGUGCACGAGGAUUUCUUCCUGUACCAGGGGGGCAUCUACAGCCACACGCCAGUGAGCCAGAGGAAGCCCGAGCAGUACCGGCGGCACGGGACACACUCGGUCAAGAUCACAGGGUGGGGUGAGGAGACACUGCCUGACGGAAGGACGCUAAAAUACUGGACUGCCGCCAACUCCUGGGGUCCAACCUGGGGUGAGAAGGGCCACUUCCGCAUCGUGCGUGGCGCCAACGAGUGUGACAUCGAGAGCUUCGUGCUGGGCGUCUGGGGCCGCGUGGGCAUGGAGGACAUGGGGCACCACUGAGGCCAUGAGCCACACCAGUGCUCACCUAACAGGGUGGCUGGUGAGGGGUCCCUAGGGGUGCCAGCAUGGCCUGAUGUUGCUGGAGCACCGAUGGGUGAUGGGGUGGAGCCCCCAGCUCAGGGGCUGCGGACACAGCGCCCAGCCUGGGGGUCCCGGGCAGGCGAGGCUGGCAGAGCCUCCGGACCUCCCAGCACGGCGGGGCAAGGCUUGGCCUGGAAGGAUCACACUCACUGACCCCAGGCCUCCUGGGUCCCCGCAAGACCAGCAAGGCCACUAUACCCCUGCCUUCAGCCCCUCUCCCACCCCACCCCUGUACUCUUCCUCAAAGAUAUUUAUUUUUCUUUUCACUGUUUUAAAAUAAAACCAAAAUCUGGCUAA